This is a messenger RNA of Mycotypha africana, 1317 nucleotides long. RefSeq names its product putative adipose-regulatory protein-domain-containing protein. Gene Ontology annotation, biological process: lipid droplet organization; lipid storage. Gene Ontology annotation, cellular component: endoplasmic reticulum membrane. NCBI's taxonomy places the organism in Eukaryota, Fungi, Mucoromycota, Mucoromycetes, Mucorales, Mycotyphaceae. The transcript has 3 exons. The record is from RefSeq and is a predicted model, not a curated record. Bases 83 to 1021 code for a protein of 312 amino acids.
UUUGACACAUGAAACUUUUUCGUCUUUUUUUCUCCUUUUGUAUUCCUUUCUUGUCUUAUUUCUAAAGAAAGACUUUUAAGAAAUGUCGAGAUUGGAGCCUUAUUCAGAUGCAGAAGACUCACCGACUGACAAUACAGAAACUUCUGGAAACUUUCAUGUUGUACCUACUUUGGCGGAUGACGAUGACGAUGACGACGACGACCUGAAUGGCCGUCAACAGAUGCAACAACAGAACCUUCCGCUCGAGCAUCAGUAUACUGAAGUAGAAGAUUUACCUCUGACUCGUAUUGAUGAUACUGUCGAAGAGCCUACCUUCACUAAAACUUUCAUUGAACCACUUAUCAACCUCAUCCUAUCCAUCUUGAAAAUGAUGCUGUUACCUUUCGCCAAAUUCUUCUUUGCUCCAACGGCACAACGCACCUUUAUUAAGACGACAGCAUUUGUCAUAGCAUUAGCAUGGAUUCUUGUCACAAGUAUCAUUGCGUAUGUUUUAUUUUACAAUCGAUAUGUGCCUCCAAUCACCCACAUUCAGCAAGUAUAUUUCGAUCAUGGGCCAUCUACACCUACGUUGGAUGCUUUGGUAGACAUGAAUCGUCAUAAAAACAAAGCGAUACCUUUACGACAUGAACAGUCUUAUGAUCUUUUAUUACGACUUCAUGUUCCAACAUCCGAUAUCAAUUUCGAAGUAGGCAAUUUCAUGGUAAACAUCAAAUUAUAUACAGAGAAUGGUACUUUGAUCAUGGAUCAAGCUCGACCAAGCAUUUUAAGAUAUCAAUCAAAUACGCAAAGGGUGAUGAGAGUAUUUGCCAAAGCUCUCCCUUUGGUUUUGGGAUUCACAGAAGAAAGUCAGCAUCUGGAUAUCACAUUAAUUGAGGAUUUCACUGAAAUUAAAAGUCGCGCUGUAAAGAAAGUAGCUCUAUCCAUAUCAGAUGCUCGAUUACAGAUUUAUGAUUCGAAACUUAUGGUUCUAGCCAACUUUAAGGGAUUACGGUUAGUCAUCGAAAAAGUAACGAAGAGGUGAAUUCACUCAAAUGGACUGAUAAGAAGCUUUUUUUGUUUUCAAUCAAUAGAUAUUACAUGUACUUUUAUAGUAUCUCUACAGCCUUUGUGCUUAUCUUUGCAUUUGCCAGCAUUGAAUUUUUGUUUGCAACCAUUGCAUGGAAGGGUUUUGGAGAAAAUUUAUGGUACUUGUUUUCACGUUUUAUUCCAGAACAGCCAUUACAACAGCAGCAAGGUCUAUUUGAGGAUGAAAAAAUUGUGGAUGAGGACGGUGAAAAUGAGCAGGAAAGACUUAGUGAUAGAUCUUACGUUGGCUAA